AUGCAUAAAUCUAGUAAUAAAGGAAUUCCUAAUGAAGUUGAAUAUACAACUGUUAACACAGAAGAUAUUAAAAACAAUGAAAACCAUAAUAAAGAGAGUGAACAGACUCAAUCCUUAUGCAAAAGAAUAGCAAAAACUGCUAAACAAGUAAUUCGGAAAACUGCUCCUUUUAUAUUCAUAUUAUAUAUAAUUUUGGCAACCGGUUUAUUAGUGCUGUUUAUAAUGGAGAGGCGCGAUAGUCUAUCUAUAACUGGAUAUAAAAUAUUUGAUACUAUAUUGGAUUUCACAGGAAUUUUACCAAAAGAAAAUAUAGAUUAUAUGGAAAGAGCUUUUAAGCUGAUGAACGUUCUUACCUAA
This is a messenger RNA of Nematocida parisii ERTm1, 357 nucleotides long. RefSeq lists its product as uncharacterized. Bases 1 to 357 code for a protein of 118 amino acids. The transcript has a single exon. NCBI's taxonomy places the organism in Eukaryota, Fungi, Microsporidia. The record is from RefSeq and is a predicted model, not a curated record.